AGAGCAUGCAGGCCACAGGCCCCUCCAGCCCCGGCCGCCUCACCUCUGCCAACCGCCCGAUCAACCCCAGCACGGGGGAGCUGAGCACCAGCAGCAGCAGCAAUGACAUCCCCAUCGCUAAGAUUGCUGAGAGGGUGAAGCUGUCAAAGACAAGGUCGGAAUCCUCCUCGUCUGAUCGGCCAGUCCUGGGCUCAGAAAUCAGCAGCAUCGGGGUGUCCAGCAGUGUGGCAGAACACCUGGCCCACUCGCUCCAGGACUGCUCCAACAUCCAGGAGAUUUUCCAAACCCUCUACUCCCAUGGCUCUGCCAUCUCCGAAAGCAAGAUCCGCGAGUUCGAGGUGGAAACGGAGCGGCUGAACAGACAAAUCGCGACACGCGAGGAGUCGCCCCUCUCCUUGGCUGUAGUAACCGGCAGCGGUGGCCCAGAGUGGCAGGGGUAG
Molecule: messenger RNA, 440 nt
Organism: Tupaia belangeri chinensis (Chinese tree shrew)
Lineage: Eukaryota; Metazoa; Chordata; Mammalia; Scandentia; Tupaiidae
Product: colorectal mutant cancer protein-like
Exons: 4
Coding region: 6-440 (144 amino acids)
Biological process (GO): negative regulation of canonical Wnt signaling pathway
Cellular component (GO): cytoplasm
Source: RefSeq, a predicted model, not a curated record